GCGGCGGCGGCGACGGCCGCCUGGCCUCGCUCCUCGCCUCCGUCCCUCCCUCCUCGCUCGCCGGCCUUCACGCGUGUUAGUACGGGAGGAGGAGGGCGAAGUCAAGGGCAUGUUGCAGCAAGGAGGGUGUCGGUGAAGCCUCUCGCUCUCCUUUCCUCAUCCACCGCGCAGCAAUCGGGGCCCCUCGUUUCAUCCCCGUCUUCCUCCAUGAGGCGGCAAGAAGCCUGAUGCCCUCUUCAGCCCUCACCAUGGAUGGCGGGAAGAGCUUCCACCCGCCUUGCACACACCAGCAGCCGGUCAACAUGUUUUGCGGGGUGCCCACCCUGCCGGCCCAACUAAGCAUGCCCACCCUAGAGUUUCAGAAUUCUGCUUCCAGUUGGUGGACUCAAGCGCCCUAUUCAUCGGCUUCGUACUCGGCGCCAUCUUUCCUGAGUGACAACCAGCAAUAUUUUGAUUUCUACUCCGGCGGGCAGCCAUUCUCUGACGCCAACUAUGCAACUCCAGGCCUCGCCGAUUUCUUGAAGAACGGCGACUUUCCUCAGGAUUCUACGUUCCCCACCGAUCUCUCCAGCAACUCUCUCUUCUCCUCCCCGGCCGACUCCCUCUCGGACAUCGCCGACGCUCAGGAAUUCCUCCCCGCCGACAGCCUCAGCCGCGUGCCGACGAUAUGGGACAUCACCCCGCAGCAGAACCAAAUAGAGCGAUUGCCUCCAGAUUUGGAAGGCUUAGAAGGGCUACAGGGCAUGGACAGUCACCUCGCAGCUGCUCCUCAAGAUACCUCUCUUCUUUCCACCGUUCAGUCCCAAACUCAGGUAGAGGAGGAGGAAGAAGGGGACGACGACGAAGCGGAGGAGCUGGGCCACGCAGAGACGUAUGCCGACUACGUCCCUUCCAAAUCCAAGCUGGGGAAGCAGCACCCCGACCGAGUGGUGGAGACGAGCACCCUCUCCAGCGUCCCCCCUCCGGACGUCACCUACACCCUCUCCCUCCCCGGCUCAACCGCUGACAACGGAUUACUCUCUGCACUACAGCUGGAAGCGAUUACCUACGCCUGCCAGCAACACGAAGUCCUGCUCCCCAACGGACAGAGAGCCGGCUUCCUCAUCGGGGACGGUGCCGGCGUCGGGAAAGGCCGGACGGUCGCAGGGAUCAUCUUCGAAAACUACCUAAAGGGGAGGAAAAAGUCACUGUGGUUCAGCGCCUCGAACGAUCUCAAGUACGAUGCCGAGAGGGACCUGAAGGAUAUCGACGCACCUGACAUUCCUGUGCAUGCUUUAAACAAGAUUAAAUACGGCGACACAGCUACCUCGGAAGGAGUCUUAUUUGCCACUUACUCUGCCCUCAUCGGCGAAAGCCAAGCCGGUGGCCAGCACAGGACCCGCUUGAAGCAGAUUCUGGAUUGGUGCAAGGAAGAUUUUGAUGGUGUUAUUGUGUUUGAUGAAUGCCACAAAGCCAAAAAUGCCAGCUCUACCAAGAUGGGCAAAGCAGUAUUGGACCUGCAGAACAAGCUGCCUCUCGCUAGGGUGGUUUAUGCCAGUGCCACAGGUGCCUCCGAGCCAAAGAACAUGAUUUACAUGAGCCGGCUUGGUAUUUGGGGUGACGGGACCCCUUUCCGAUCAUUUGAAGACUUCCUAUCGGCCAUCGAGAAGCGGGGUGUCGGUGCAAUGGAGAUUGUCGCCAUGGACAUGAAAGUGAGCGGGAUGUACAUCGCUCGGCAGCUCAGCUUUUCGGGGGUCACCUUCAGGAUAGAGGAAAUCCCACUGGACCCAGAGUAUAAGCUUGUCUACAACAAGGCAGCUCAGCUGUGGGCAGAAGCCCUGGGGGUUUUCCAGAAAGCUGCCGACCUGAUUGGCUUAGAGUCCCGGAAAUCUUUGUGGGGUCAGUUCUGGUCUGCCCACCAGCGCUUCUUCAAGUACCUUUGCAUUGCUGCAAAGGUCCGGCGUCUCGUCGAGUUGGCAAAGGAGGAACUGAACAAGGGCAAGUGCGUCGUGAUCGGACUGCAGUCAACAGGCGAAGCCCGAACUCGGGAGGUCCUGGACGAGAGCGAGGGGCAGCUGACCUGCUUCGUAUCUGCUGCCGAAGGCGUCUUCCUCUCACUAAUUAAGAAGCACUUUCCUUCAACCAAACGAAAAAGAGAGAGAGGAACUGGCAUUAAGAGAAAACGGAAGCAGAAGGGCCGCGGGGCAAAGUUCCCCAAAAGUUGCGACCUCACCAGCAGCAGCGUCAUCAAGAUCAGCUCCGACAGCAGCUCCGAUUCCGAGGGAGGGAUGGAGAGCGAUUUCAACUCGUCCCCGGAGUCCCUGUUCGAAAACGACGACGUGAUCUUCAACGGCUACGCUUGCGACGAUCGGGGCAACGCCUCUUUGCAAAACUCCCAGAAGGAGCUGUACGGCACCGUCAUGCUGGAGAACGUCGAGAAGAUGAAACAGGACCUCCUGGCCAAAGCGGAGGCGCUGGGCAAAGAACUACCUCUCAACACCUUGGAUGAACUGAUCGAUCACUUUGGGGGCCCGGAGCACGUGGCAGAGAUGACCGGCCGCAAAGGGCGCCUGGUGCGGCGGCCGGACGGCUCCGUCGUCUUCGAGUCGCGAGCCGAGCAAUGCCUUUCCAUCGACCACGUGAACCUCAAGGAGAAGGAGCGUUUCAUGAACGGAGACAAACUCGUAGCAAUAAUAUCCGAAGCCUCCAGCUCAGGGAUUUCUCUCCAAGCGGACAGACGGGUAAAGAAUCAGAAGAGGCGCGUCCACAUGACGUUAGAGCUGCCUUGGAGCGCCGAUCGAGCCAUCCAGCAGUUUGGUCGGACGCACCGCUCCAACCAGGUGUCUGCUCCGGAGUAUAUCUUCCUCAUCUCCGAACUGGCCGGCGAGAGGCGAUUCGCUUCCAUCGUGGCCAAACGCCUGGAGAGCCUUGGUGCCUUAACUCACGGAGACAGGAGGGCGACCGAAUCCAGAGACCUCAGCAAAUACAACUUUGAGAAUAAGUACGGGUCCCGAGCCCUUGUCAAGGUCCUGCACACCAUCAACAACCAGACGGAGAACAAAGUCCCCGUGCCGAAGGGGUACCCGAGGGAAGACGCAGCUUUCUUCCACGAAAUGAAGCUGAGUCUCCUCUCGGUCGGGAUCGGCUGCAAAGAGAUGCGGUACGGCUACGUGGCGGUGGAAAAAGAUUGCUCCAUCAGCAAGUUCCUGAACCGCAUCCUGGGUUUGGAAGUCCACAAGCAGAACCUCCUUUUCCAGUACUUCAGCGACACUUUCGACUACCUGAUCGAGAGGGACAAGAAGGACGGCAAAUAUGACAUGGGAAUUCUGGACCUGGCCCCCGGCAUCGAUGAGAUCUACGAAGAGAGUAAGGAGGUUUUCCUGACCCCAGGGCACCCGCAGGACGGGCAGGUGGUCUUCUACAAGAUAAGCGUUGACAGAGGCCUGAAGUGGGAAGAGGCCUAUGAGAAAUCCCUGCAACUCACGGGUCCUCAGGACAGCUUCUACCUGUCUUAUAAGAUCAGAGGCCAGCAAUACACCUGCGUCCUGGCUGAGCAGAGCAGAGGAAGAUACUUCACCCUCUACAAGCCGAACAUCGGCAAGAACAGCCAGCUGGAGGUCUUGGAGAGCCUCCUCAAGAAGUACCGACGGGUGUUGCCGGAAGAAGCCAAAGAGCACUGGGAAAGCAGCUACGCCUUUUCACUGGAGCACUGCAACCACGCUGUGUGGAACCGGAACUGCAAGGUGGUUCAGGAAGGGAAAGAAUGCUUUCAGGGGACACGCCUGCGUCAUUACCAUAUGCUGUGCGGGGCGCUUCUGAGAGUCUGGAGCAGGAUCGCCAGCAUCAUGGCUGACAUCACGAACACCAGCUACCUGCAGAUAGUCCGUCUCAAGACCAAAGAAAAGAAGAAGCAAGUCGGUAUCAAGAUCCCAGAAAACUGCGUCCAGCAGGUGCUGAAGGAACUCAAGCAGAUGGACACCAGCGUUAAGCAGAAGCAGAACCAGGCCUUGCUGGCGGCGGCCCCCACAGGGCCCAACCUGCCCUACACGCUGCUCCCCCUCGACCGCCCGCCCACACCGGGCGCCAGCUUCCUGCCCCAGGACGAAGUCUUGGACCUGACCUACAGCCCCGCCAGCGACGGGAUCCCGGACUUCUGGACCGAGGUUGCUGCGCCGCCACCUCCGCCUGCACCGCAGCCCCCCGGCCCUCCUUUUCAUUUCAACUUCCCCCUGCCCUUUGACGGGGCGUCCCUGGCGGCGGGGGGCCUGCCCCUCGGUGGCUCCCCUUCCCAGCACGAACCUUUGCCGGCCCCCCAGGCCCACGCCUCCGCUGCCGCCGUCCCCCCUCCGCCGGACAGCUUCCCCCUGCCCGACCCGGACAUCAACUACAAGGAGCUCCUGGAAGAGAUGCUGAGCUCGCUCAACGUGGGGCCUGAGGACGGCACCCAAGGGAGGCAGAGCGUCAUUCAGUACCACCCAGGGCAGCCCUUCCCCACCUUCUACGAGGACGACGGCAGCUGAGCGGCCGGCAAGGAGCAUCGGGUGUGGCAUGGCGUGGCAAGG
Lacerta agilis (Sand lizard) is the source of this 4541-nucleotide messenger RNA. It is a transcript of the gene SBNO2, whose product is annotated as strawberry notch homolog 2. Gene Ontology annotation, molecular function: histone binding; chromatin DNA binding. Lineage: Eukaryota; Metazoa; Chordata; Lepidosauria; Squamata; Lacertidae. The coding region runs from base 228 to 4499 and encodes 1423 amino acids. Gene Ontology annotation, cellular component: nucleus. The transcript has 32 exons. The record is from RefSeq and is a predicted model, not a curated record. Gene Ontology annotation, biological process: regulation of DNA-templated transcription.